AUGGCUGGCUCCGCGUGGACACAUGCCGUCCGCUUCAUCGCCCAAGAGGAUGGCCAACCGCACCUUGGACAAGUCGACGCGGCAAAGUGGCCAGAUGUCGGUUUGGCAGUCGAGAAAGGCGACAAAGUGGAUGUCAAGGUCGUGACCGGUACCGUCUUCGAUGGCCAGGUUACAAGCCAUGUCUUGCACAUUGCGCAGCUUCUGUCUCCACUGCGCAUGGAAGAGGUCCCUCUCAUCCGCGGCAUAGGGCUCAACUACUUCGAACACGCACAGGAGGCCAACUUGGCCAUCCCUGACGAGCCAAUGCUUUUCAUCAAGGCGCGAACGGCGCUGAUUGGACCUUCCCCCUCUGAUACCAUCAUCAUUCCCCGAUUUGUCCAAGACGAGACCAGUGACUACGAAGCCGAACUCGGCGUUGUACUCGGCAAGCCAGGGCGGAACAUUCCCGAGGUGGAAGCCAUGGACUAUGUCCUUGGUUAUACCUGUAGUAACGAUGUGAGCGCUCGUAAACAGCAGUUCAAGAAUAACCAAGUCUCCUUUUCCAAGGGGCUGGACACCUCUGCCCCCAUAGGGCCAGUACUCGUUUCUAAAGAGGCCAUCAAAGAUCCCCACAGACUCCGCGUCAAGGCCAUCUACAACGGCAACGUCGUUCAAGACUUCAACACCAGCGACAUGAUAUUCAACAUUCCCAAAUUAAUCUCAUACUUGUCUCAGGGCACAACUCUAGAGAAGGGUACAAUAAUAAUGUCUGGGACGGGACCUGGUGUCGGUAUCCUGCGUAAGCCAAAGAUUUUCCUGGGACCAGGCGACGACAUCAGGGUGGAAAUUGCCAAUAUUGGGACUCUGAUUAGCAAAGUACGCUAUGAGUAGAUAUAUGCUCAUCCGCAUCAGGAGC
Molecule: messenger RNA, 895 nt
Organism: Phialemonium atrogriseum
Lineage: Eukaryota; Fungi; Ascomycota; Sordariomycetes; Cephalothecales; Cephalothecaceae
Exons: 4
Coding region: 1-870 (289 amino acids)
Molecular function (GO): acetylpyruvate hydrolase activity
Source: RefSeq, a predicted model, not a curated record